Molecule: messenger RNA, 813 nt
Organism: Enterobius vermicularis (human pinworm)
Lineage: Eukaryota; Metazoa; Nematoda; Chromadorea; Rhabditida; Oxyuridae
Source: the annotation of a GenBank genome assembly
AUGUUGUAUGCUUUAGAAUUUGAUUUGCGGUGUGCUAUUUUGAAAUGUGUUAAGUUACUUAAAACUUUAGGAAUAAUGCAUUCUUCACAUAACUGGAAUCUGAAUUCUUUGGGAUCUUUUAGAAAGAGUGUAACAGGAUUUGCAGCUGAACGUAGUGGAAUUGAUAACCGUGCACAGGAGAAGUUUACCGUCAAGCGUACGGUAAAGUAUCGCGCUCCGAAGUGGACAACAGUUUUUGCAAAAAAUCAAGCAAACUUCUCGUCUUUUGAUGAGUUUGAAAAAAAUGAUUCUUGUUCCCAGCUCAGGACAGACCCUGAGUUUCCAACGGAUUAUCGAUAUGAAAGCAGCGGUGCUACAACUUUUGAUUACGAUGAAUGGCAGCCACCAAGCUCUCACGCUCCGUUAUCAAAAACUGAGAAGCUUUUGUUUACCUCCACAGAUAAUGAAGAAGAAAAUUUGGAUAUUUGUACUCCUAAAUCUGGAUCCAGUGAAUUCAGUAGUAGGCCAAAAUAUAUUGGUGAGACACAGCUUAACAGUCGAACAGAUUGCUCUCAUACGGCUUCUCCUCUCGCGCCAUUUGAAAACAAAAUUGAAGACGUUUUACCAAGUCAACUACUUCCGACAAGUCAAGGUCAGUUGGAUACCAAAACUUGUAUUUGCAAUAGACCUGCAACGCGAGUUUAUUGUUUAAAAUGCGGUCAUCAUUGUCAUGGCAGAGUCCGGAAGGUUUGUUCUCUUCACCGCAAUCGGAUGGAUCUGAUGGACAUUCGUCAGUGCUGGAACUGUCAGAGCAAAGACCUAUGGGAGGAUUGA